GGUCUUCACUGAGCAGUGAGUCGUCCCCCGUGUCUUCUCCAGCCACCAACCACAGCUCCCCUGCCAGCACACCCAAGCGAGUGCCCAUGGGCCCCAUCAUUGUCCCUCCUGGGGGCCACAGUGUCCCCAGCACACCGCCUGUGGUGACCAUUGCCCCAACCAAGACUGUCAAUGGCGUCUGGAGGAGCGAGAGUCGCCAGCAGGACACUGGCUCGAGGGGCGGCAGCAGUGGUCGGGAGCGCCUCAUCGUGGAGCCACCACUGCCCCAGGAAAAAGCAGGAGGCCCAGCCAUCCCCUCCCACCUGCUCAGCACCCCUUACCCCUUCGGCCUGUCCCCCGGCUCGGUGGUGCAGGACUCCCGCUUUCCACCACUCAACCUCCAGCGACCCGUGCACCACGUGGUGCCUCCCAGCACCGUGACCGAGGACUACUUGAGAAGCUUCCGGCCCUACCACACCGAUGACCUGCGCAUGUCCUCCCUGCCCCCUCUUGGCCUGGACCCUGCCACCGCUGCUGCCUAUUACCACCCCAGCUACCUGACCCCGCACCCCUUCCCCCACCCAGCCUUCAGGAUGGACGACUCCUAUUGCCUGUCGGCCCUGAGGUCCCCGUUCUACCCCAUCCCCACCCCUGGCUCCCUGCCUCCACUGCACCCGUCAGCGAUGCACCUCCACCUCUCUGGGGUCCGCUACCCGCCUGAGCUCUCCCACUCGUCCCUGGCAGCACUGCACUCAGAGAGAAUGUCUGGUCUUAGUGCAGAGAGGCUGCAGAUGGAUGAAGAGCUACGGAGAGAGAGAGAGCGGGAACGGGAGCGGGAAGCCGACCGGGAGAGGGAAAAGGAGCGAGAGCGAGAAAGGGAGAAGGAGCGAGAACGGGAAAAGGAGCUGGAACGGGAGCGCGAAAAGGAGCGAGAGCGGGAGCUAGAGCGCCAGCGGGAGCAGCGGGCCCGGGAGAAGGAGCUGCUGGCUGCCAAGACUCUAGAGCCUGCCUUCCUGCCUGUGGCUGAGCUGCAUGGGCUGCGCAGCCAUGUCCCCGAGGAGCGGGUCAAGCCCUCGGAGCAGCUGACCCCAACCCGAGCAGAGAAGCUGAAGGAUGCAGGCCUGCAGGCACCUAAGCCUGUGCAGCACCCCUUGCACCCAGUGCCCACCCCGCACCACACAGUGCCCAGCCUCAUCUCCAACCAUGCCAUCUUCUCUCUGCCGGGCAGCAGUGCCACCACGGCCCUGCUGAUCCAGCGCACCAACGAGGAGGAAAAGUGGCUGGCGCGACAGCGACGGCUGCGGCAAGAGAAAGAGGACCGACAGUCGCAGGUGUCAGAGUUCCGCCAGCAGGUGCUGGAGCAGCACCUGGACAUGGGCCGGCCGCCUGUGCCCUCGGAGGCUGAGCACAGGCCAGAGAGCACCAGGCCAGGACCAAACCGUCAUGAGCAGGGCAGCCGCGAUCCCCCACAGCACUUUGGUGGGCCGCCACCUCUGAUCUCACCCAAGCCCCCGCACCACACUGUGUCCACCGCCCUCUGGAAUCCGGUGUCCCUGAUGGACAAUACCCUGGAGACACGGCGAACUGAGAGCCACUCUCUGCACAGCCACCCGGGUGCAUUUGAGCCCAGCCGCCAGGCUGCUGUGCCAUUGGUGAAAGUGGAGCGCGUCUACUGCCCAGAGAAGGCCGAGGAGGCCCGAAAGCAUGAGGCCACUACCUUGGACAAGUACCAGCCACCACCGAGGGAGGCAGGAAGCCUGGAGCCCCAGGUCUUCCCUCAUGGGCCUGGGCCUUUCCUUGCCGAGCUUGAGAAGUCAGCACAGACCAUCCUGGGCCAGCAGCGGGCCUCCCUCCCUCAGGCAUCCCCCUUUGGGGAGCUCAGUGGGCACCUGAAGCCGGGCUCCCCCUACUGCUCUCCCACCCCACGGGGCCCUGAUCCUGCCUACAUCUACGAUGAGCUCUUACAGCAGCGCCGGAGACUGGUCAGCAAGCUGGACCUGGAGGAGCGCAGGCGGCGCGAGGCCAAGGAGAAAGGAUACUACUAUGACCUUGAUGACUCUUACGACGAGAGUGACGAGGAGGAGGUCAGGGCCCACCUCCGCUGUGUGGCUGAGCAGCCACCCCUCAAACUGGACACAUCCUCUGAGAAGCUAGAGUUUUUGCAACUUUUUGGCUUGACCACCCAACAGCAGAAGGAGGAACUGGUGGCCCAGAAGCGGAGGAAACGACGGCGGAUGCUGAGAGAGAGAAGCCCAUCGCCGCCGGCCGUUCAGAGCAAGCGACAGACGCCUUCGCCCAGACUGGCACUGUCCACCCGAUACAGCCCUGACGACAUGAACAACAGCCCCAACUUCGAGGAGAAGAGGAAGUUCUUGACUAUCUUCAACCUGACCCACAUCAGUGCUGAAAAGAGGAAAGACAGAGAGAGACUUGUUGAAAUGCUCCAUGCCAUGAAGCAGAGGUCACUGUCGGCGGCAGCGGCAGACUCGUUGACAAACUCUCCGAGGGACAGUCCUAUCAUCUCCCUGAGUGAACCACCCAUGCAGCCAGCUUCUCUGGAGACGGAUAAGCCUGUUGGGGUUGCUGCCUCCUUAUCCGAAGUCCCAAAGGCUGUGGAGGCUGGGAGACUAGAACAACUGCGGUCCCAGGAGCUAUCCAGAGUCCAGGAACCAGCUCCUACCAGCGGUGAGAAGGCCAGGCUGAAUGAGGCUCCCAGGGGCAAGAAGAGCCUGAGCAUGCUUCAUUACAUCCGGGGUACUGCACCCAAGGACAUUCCUGUGCCAUUGUCCCACAGCAUCAACGGGAAGAGCAAGCCCUGGGAGCCCUUUGUGGCAGAAGAGUUUGCACAUCAGUUCCACGAAUCUGUGCUGCAGUCUACCCAGAAAGCCCUGCAGAAGCACAAAGGAAGCACAGCUGUGCUGUCUGCAGAUCAGAACCACAAGGUUGACACAUCUGUCCACUACAACAUUCCUGAGCUGCAGUCCUCCAGCCGGGUCUCCCUGCCCCAGCAUAAUGGGCAACAGGAGCCCCCAGCUGGGAGAAAGGGUCCUCCCAUGCAGGAUAUGAUAGACCGAGAGUCAGACGAAGAGGAUGAAGAUGACGAGGACAGUGAAGAGGAGGAUGAAGAAGCCCCCUGGCGCAAGUGGCAAGGAAUUGAGGCAAUUUUUGAAGCUUACCAAGAACACAUAGAAGAGCAAAACCUGGAGCGGCAGGUGUUACAGACACAGUGCCGGCGGCUGGAGGCCCAGCACUACAGCCUCAGUCUGACUGCAGAGCAGCUCUCCCACAGCAUGGCGGAGUUGAGGAGUCAGAAGCAGAAGAUUGUAUCAGAAAGGGAGCGGCUCCAGGCAGAACUGGACCACUUACGGAAGUGCCUUGCCUUGCCUGCAAUGCAUUGGCCUAGGGGCUACUUUAAGGGAUAUCCGAGGUGACGGUUUCCCUUGCACUAGGCUGAACCUAUAGAAUAGAAAUAUUAUCUAUUUUAUUACCUUGAAUAUUUAAUAUUUUUCACUGGGAGGUUUGAAGCUUAAAAAAUGAGAAUGUGCCAUGCAUGAAGCAAAGGAUUCCAGGCUCCAGAAAAAACUUCACCUUGACUUCAAUGCAAUCAAAUCACCUUUGUCACUCAGCGAGCAAACAGUGUAGGAUGCCCCUAGUUUUCCUUUCUAAAGGCGGUUUUAUUCCUUCUUCCCCUGUGUCAUUUUUUAUUUUUUUAAUCUGAGAACGAAGGCUCCAUUACCAACACUAAAUGAAGUCAUGUAUCAAUCACCCCCAGUGCAUGUGACUGGAUCAGACCCGGCUGGUUUUAUUUCUUGUGUUGCCAUGUUACUGUACCACAAGAACUCAAGUUUGCUGUUGCUGCAGCCACAGGGUUGGCCUCCCUCCUCCCUAGGAGCAAGGCUUGCCUCAGCCGAAAAGAUUGGGUGCAUUUUAAAGGCCUUAUUUGUUUUACUUACUAAUCUGCAAAAGUUAAUUUAUCUUCAGAGCAACAGGUCCUAGGAGCACACAGAGCAGUCCAAGGCUUUUCCCUGGAAAAGCUCUUAACUGAGGAUAAAACAAACCCACAAACUGAAGGUACCUUUUUGUUACUCUGUGGGGGAGAAUGUACAGAGCCCUACAUAUACAGAUACUCAUGCCCCCAAAAUUGUUAUUGUGGGAUUGGGGGGGGUGUUUUCAUAUAAACGUAAAUUUUGAGAGAAAAGUCAAAGGUGCUUCAGCCUUGUACUGUGUAUAUAUCUUAAAAAACAAAGUUUUGUAUGUUUUUAUUACUUUAAUUAUUGUUAUAAAGCCUGCCAUUUUUAAUAUGUGGUUUGGGGAAUUUUUUGUUUGUUUUUCUUGUUUGGGGGUUUUGUUUGUUUUUGUUUUUCUUGGGGGGGGGAACCCUUGCUUUUAGUGUUUGUACUGCUGCUGGUCAGGACAUUAAAAUAUUGAAGUGUUUUUAAAAAUUAAAGGAGAAGCAAAGUAAAAGCUUACCACUGGCGCCUAUGCGAUCACUUCGUUUUUGAGUUGUACCAGAAACUAAUGUAGAAAGCCAUGCGUUACUUCUUACCUCCUUACCCACCCCUCCCCCAAAUCUGGAAAAGAUAAUAGCAAGUCUAACCUGCAGCUGUGAUGCAAGGAAGGGACAGCCUGGUGGGAACAAGACAUCCUAACAGCCAUGUGUGUGCACACAGGCCUGGGGCUUCCUCAAGGAACAUUUCAGGAAAAUAAGAUUUUAAGGAGCCUGAGAGCAGGUGUGAGUAGAAACUUUAGGGACAUUUAGAUUGAAAGCUUUGUCAAAGCCUGAAGUAGGGCCAGCAAGUGUCAGUCUGAGCUGAACACCUCUUUUCAUAAAAGCUCACUGUGACAGGCACAGGAAUCGCCAGAAAUCAGGCUGAUUCCUAUUGCCAAUGCAGCACUGCCUCCUUAUCCCAGUUACUGCUCCUUCAGGCAGUGUUUGAUCUAGAUCAAAAAAAGCACCUCCUACUGGAACAGGUCCUAACCAGAGGCCCAGGCAGCCACUUGCUGGUCUGCGGGUGGAGAAGGGCCCAUGCCUGACCUCUGCAGGACACUCUUAGCUGCUGCUCAGUGGCAGUGCCCCAAGUCCCAGUCCUUGCUGCGUAGAGCAGCUUGCUGGCAGCUGGUGCCGUGUCGCGUAUCUGCCCUCACACAGUUUGCUUUGUAUGUCUGCCAAGAACCUUCCAGUUAUUAGCAAACUCAGACAAAAGUGCCGCCAGUAUUGCCGGCAGUCAACAAGCGCUUCCCUCAGCCCAAGCAACUGGAAGAGAACUAACAAACAGGCUGUGCUGGGGGCCUCUUCCCCUGCAAACACAUUAAGAGAGCCACAUGUUCCACAGGUAUGUACAGGGAGUUACACUGCCAACAAUCAGGGCAAAAUAGCACUGAAGUUUUCUACUUAAAACCUCCUUGCUGAUUCUGGUGUAGUGGCUUCACUCAAGCCACCUCCCACAUCACAGAUGUCUGACUGCUUUUGCUAAUCAGCUUUGACAAUGGUCUUGGCUAAAGCAAAAGGGAAAAGCAGGGUCUAAUGAAAGCCACAGCCCCUUCUCUAUAUCCAAGAAGAAUUCCCUUGGCUGACUUAUUGUUAUGGGGCAGCUCUCGGCAUGCAGAGCAAAGGGGAGAUCUGCCAGGAUGGGAGCUGAGUCACUGAGCUAGCAAUAACUGUGAUGCCCUUUCCAAAUGGAAAGACAUCCUUGCCUGCCCUUGAGGUUCUGUAUCACUGUCGCACCAUUCUCCUAUCUAUCUGUGGAGAUCUCCAUGUGUUCUUGUGCUCAAGAAGUAAUAUGACAAUCAGAACACAAGUACAAACCAGUAAGGCAGCAUGCACAAGCUAAGGUGAAGUGGCUCUUGAGAAAACAAGAGUGCACCAAUAAGACAGACAGUAACAAGUAAUAAUUUUCAUGUUCAACAGUUAAGUUUCAUAAUCUGGGAACACUUAUUUUCAGAAGAACACAGUACAUUUAAGCCUUCAUUUAAGUUUUCGGUUGGACUUAACCAAAAUUGACAAACAUACAAUCUCUGAAGCUUUUUGUUUACCUUUUUCCCACUGAAUUUAAAGGACAAAUUUGCUCUAGAAUUGACUGUACAAACUAUCAGUAUUUAUGGGAAUGCCCAAUCCUUUUCAGCUAUGUGUCUUCUGACAUCACCUAGAAGAAAUAGCUGCCAUCUGAUGUCUGGUGGGGAAUUCACUAAACUUGUGAGGGACACCCGUCUGAUGCUAGAUUGUAUGUUUUCACAUUUAAUCAGAUCUUUAAAACAAGUUGUUGUUUCAUAUAAUCAGCCAAACUGAAAAAUACCACACUCCCAGUCAUUGUCUCAGAUUAGUGACCAAAAUAGGACUUUGAACAUUUCAGUCUAUAUUCUAGUUAUAAAGGGACAAAACACUCAACUGCAGUAACAUUUUCAUAGCUUGUACUCUUAAGACUACUCCAAGUAUUGAAAGGAGCCUGCACUUUCAUUAGCAAAAAACAGAAUCUAAAGCUGUGCUAGAAUGGAAUUUCCCUCAGGUGGCUCACAGUACUGCCGAACCUCAGAAAAUUCAGCUCAACUUCAAACCACGUUGCCCCUUCCCUGAGCCACGUAAAGCAUAGACAAUUCCAAGGACCCACACAAGAUGGAGGUGGUCAGCGCAAACAUCAGUUCUUCUGUAUAGUAGCCACUUAGCAGCAACCUCUCUACUCUUCCAAGUAACCAAGCUUUGACUUCACUACUUGCAGUAGCCUGUCCCCAACUUUUUGAUCCAGCGCUUAACUUAAAACUCCUAGACUCUGCCUUGACCUGAGAAAGACACGCUCACUGGUGAUGUUGCUUGUGCACACCCCAUGCUUCACUGCUAGGACAGCAAACCCAGACUUGGGCGGGAGGGAGGACAAUGGUGCCUCGGUCACUCUGGGGGCAGUUUAGAUGCUGUGAAAUUAAACCUGUUCUAAGUGUACUUGUUUGAAUUAACUGUAUUGUAAUAUUAUUUGUUGAAUGUAGUAAUUAGGUAUUUAUGAAUAUAUUGCUGUAAUUUCUGACAAGAUCCAAAAAAUAAAAUCAUCUU
Messenger RNA from Castor canadensis (American beaver), 7018 nucleotides. The record is from RefSeq and is a predicted model, not a curated record. Lineage: Eukaryota; Metazoa; Chordata; Mammalia; Rodentia; Castoridae.